This is a messenger RNA of Penicillium alfredii, 1632 nucleotides long. Its product is annotated as putative amino acid permease. Gene Ontology annotation, biological process: amino acid transmembrane transport. The transcript is spliced from 3 exons. Lineage: Eukaryota; Fungi; Ascomycota; Eurotiomycetes; Eurotiales; Aspergillaceae. Gene Ontology annotation, molecular function: amino acid transmembrane transporter activity. Gene Ontology annotation, cellular component: membrane. The record is from RefSeq and is a predicted model, not a curated record. Bases 1 to 1632 code for a protein of 543 amino acids.
AUGGAGAAGGAGGACGCGAUACAGCCGCAGGCCGGCGCAAAUUUCGACUAUGAGGCGCACCCCAAGGAGGAGGGCUUGCAGCUCAAUGUUGGUGGUCGUGGUGGCACGCAGAGACGGUUGCGAAACUACCAGGUCACCAUGAUCGGGUUCUGUAGCGGGAUCGGGACGGGGCUGUUCGUGGGUACGGGUGCUGCAUAUGCGAAAGCCGGCCCGGCGGGACUGUUACUGGCGUAUCUUGUUGUUGGACUGGUACUAUGGUGCGUGAUGCAGAGUAUCGCGGAGCUGGCGACGUUGCUGCCCACCGCGGGAUCUUUCCCGCACUGGGCCACGAGGUUCAUCGACCCUGCCGUCGGCUUCUCGCUGGCAAUCUCAUACGGAUACUGCUAUACCAUCGCCAUCGCCUCGGAGGUCUCCGCUGCGGCGGUCAUCGUUUCCUACUGGACCGAUUUGACGCCGGCCGUGGUCAUCACAGUAGGGCUCGUGCUGAUCCUGGCCAUCAACCUGAUGAGCGUGCGGUUUUACGGCGAGACCGAGGUCUUCGGCGGUGCAGUCAAGGUGCUCUGCUUCCUGGGUUUGGUGAUUGUAUCCAUCGUCAUCACAGCCGGCGGUGGACCCAAACAUGAGACUAUCGGAUUCCGCUUCUGGAACAAUCCCGGGCCGUGGACGAACUACAACGGCAUCACCGGCCCGACAGGCCACUUCCUCGGGUUCCUCUCAUCGUUCGUCAAUGCGUCGUUCAGCUUCAUCGGCGUCGAGACUGUCGUUAUCACGGCUGCUGAGUCGGUUGACCCGCACCGCUCCAUCCCCAAGGCUGCACGGCGCGUGACCUACCGCAUUGCCUUCUUCUAUGUUCUCGGCGCCCUGCUUAUUGGUAUCAUUGUUGACCCGAGAAACGCCGGGUUGACCUCGGGCUCUGACAACGCCAACAGCUCGCCAUUCGUCAUUGCCAUCAAAGAAGCCGGGAUCAACGCCUUGCCAUCCAUUGUAAAUGCAUGCAUUCUCAUCGCCGCCUGGUCGGCAGGCAACUCAUACUGUUGGGUUGGCUCGCGAAUGAUCCUGGCCAUGACUACAGACCACCAGCUGCCGCAGGUCUUUGGCCGUGUGACCAAGAAGGGUGUGCCAUACGUUGCAGUGAUCGCCGCCUGGCUGUUUGGGCCGCUCGCAUACCUAAGUAAGUCUCGGUUCUGGCGGCGCAGCCAAGCUUUCACCUGGCUUCUGAAUCUAAGUACAGUCGCCGGUUUGAUUGCAUGGGCAACCCUAUCUUUCUGCUACAUUCGCUUCUACGCCGCGAUGAAGGCCCAAAACGUUUCCCGCGAUUCUCUUCCAUGGAAAGCGCCCCUCCAGCCGUACGCUGCAUGGUUUGGGUUCAUCGGCUCCACGAUCAUCACGUUGAUUGCCGGGUUCCCCGUUUUCCUUAAGGGCAACUGGAAUUCAUCUGACUUUGUCGCCUCGUACAUUGGCAUCCCGAUUUUCAUUGUGCCCAUUUUGGGAUGGAAGCUAUUCUAUGGUACCAAGUUCGCCCGCGCCGCGAGUAUUGAUCUAUGGUCGGGCCGGCUCCAGGAUGGCGAAAUCAUGGAACAGAAGAACCCGCAUCAAACCCUAUGGAGACGCUUUGUCGACUGGCUGUUUUGA